This is a messenger RNA of Drosophila persimilis, 2064 nucleotides long. It is a transcript of the gene Ifrd1, whose product is annotated as interferon-related developmental regulator 2. Lineage: Eukaryota; Metazoa; Arthropoda; Insecta; Diptera; Drosophilidae. The record is from RefSeq and is a predicted model, not a curated record. The transcript is spliced from 5 exons. Bases 220 to 1503 code for a protein of 427 amino acids.
AUCGGAAGGAACACGUGCGUUCGGUUGCCGCCAAACCGAGUAGACAUUUUUUUUGUCGUGUAGACUUCUCUGCGGUCAGAGUCGAGGACCCACUCGGCUACAGGGUAUUUAUUCCCCUUUGAGUUUGUGUUCAACUGAGCAGGCAGGUCGACAAUACCAACGAAAACGUCAUCGUUUUCAAAUAAAAUUCGUGAGAAACGCAAAAUUAAAAACAUCAACAUGCCGCGACGCAAUAAGAAAUCAGGAGGAGGACAAGGCAAAGGUCGGAAUAAUGAGUCGAACUCCGAGGACGAGUCCUUUGAUAAUGUGAGCGUCUAUUCGCACGUCUCGGAGGUUGCCUCCUCGGAGGCCAACGACGACCUGGCCAAUGAGCGUUUCGAGGAGAAAUUCGAGAAGGCCCUGGAACAGGCCACCGAGAAGUCGGCCCAGACCCGUGUUCAGGCCCUCCAGGCUAUCUGUGAGCUGCUGAUGCACCGCUAUAUGCCCGAUUUCGUAGAGGACCGCAAGAUGACGCUGAUGGACUUUGUUGAGAAGAGCAUCCGUCGCGGCAAGGGUCAGGAGCAGGUUUGGGGCGCACGUCUGGCCCCCCUGCUGGUACUCCAGAUGGGCGGCGACAAGGGAAUCUCCAAGGCCAUGAACCAGUUUCUGUUGACCACCGUUCAGGACAAGUCCAUCGGCUUCGACGCCAGAGCCAAGUGCGUCACGGCUCUUGGACUGCUCAGCUUCUUGGGCUGUGAGGAUGUCGCCGAAUUGGUCCGCCUGAUGCAGUAUUUCGAGGCCAUUUUUGCCGGCAGCUAUCUGCGGGGCGACGACAAGACCCCAGUGUCGGUCACCGCCGAAGCGGGAGCCCUGCAUGCCGAGGCUUUAAGUGCUUGGGGUCUGCUCCUGACUCUCAUACCACCGGGUGAUUUCGUGUCGCUGAUGACCACCGGAAACAACAUGUUCCCAUCGAUCAAGAAGUUCUUGGGCCUCUUGCAGUCCCCACAUUUGGAUGUCCGCAUGGCCGCUGGCGAAACCAUUGCGUUGAUACUGGAAUCGGGUCGUGCCCACGAUGACGACUUCCUUGAGGAAGAAAUCGCCGAGCUGAGCGAGGCUGUCAAGCAGCUGGCCACCGAUUCGCACAAGUAUCGGGCCAAGCGCGAUCGCAAGGCUCAGCGUGCAACCUUCCGGGAUGUGUUGCGUUAUCUAGAGGAGGACAUUUCUCCGGAAAUCAACAUUCGCUUUGGCACGGAGUCCUUGACACUGGAUUCAUGGUCCAUUCACCACCAGUACUCGGCCCUCUGCACAGUGAUGGGGCCUGGAAUGACCUCCCAGCUGCAGGAGAACGAGUUCAUACGCGACAUUUUCGAGCUGGGAGCGCGUCCCACCAACACUGGCAUCAAUGGCAAUGCCAAGAUCAAGCCGACCAAGCUGGAGCGCCAUCUGGUGAACGCUGCCGCCUUCAAGGCACGCUCCAUUUCGCGUGGAAAGAAUCGGGACAAGAGAUCGGCCGUCGUCACUUAAAGCUGCAGAAAUAAACCAAUCCCCUACUCCCCAAACUGCGAAACAGCAUCCCAAAACAAAACAGAACAAAACGAAACCUCUCAAAAUCCCAUAGCCAACGACCCGCUAGUUGAAUUGUGUCUAUUCUAAUUGUAGCUUGAACAGGGCAUAGCAUAGCCAAAGCUGAAACUAAGUCUAAAUUUAGGAUAUGUUUCUGGAAAAACAGCAAAUGCAACACAAUUGAAAGAAAAUAUUUAUAAGCACUAAACACGAGCAUAGGCCAUUAUUAUUAAAAUAUUAGCACUAACACAAUAUUGAAUUGUGUGUGCUUCGAUCUGAAUUAUUGCACAUCUUUUGUUGUUAUGUAUAUGAAAUUUAGCCUGUACUCGUCGCAUGACUCCCCGCUUUCGGGGCGCUGGGGCGGGACAUGCCUCUUACGUUGUUGAUCUUGAUUUACACUUUAAAUAUAUACAUCCAAACCUACAUAUACUUUAUAUAUAGAAUCUAAAACAAAACUAUUUCUGCUUCGAUGUCGUUGCUAAAAGUAGUUCAAAACAAAAUAAAAAAACGAAAAAAACUAAA